AUGAACGAGUACAAGAACUUCGUGGGGAGCAUUUUGGAGAAGAACCUGCUGUCGUUCAUGCUGUCGUCGAUCGACAAGCUGCACCAGCCCAAGUCCAAGACGCUCGUGUUCACCACGCCCGCCCCGCGCAGCCUGUGGAACAAGAACAAGGGCCCCAUCACCAAGGUCCUCCACAUCAAGGCGUUGGAGGUGGCGCGACAGAUGACGUUGAUCGACUUCGACCUGUACUGCAAGAUCCGGCCGCGCGAGCUGUGCGAGGGGGCGUGGACCAAGGAGGACCGCUACACGACGGCGCCCAACAUCAUGAACCUCGUGCACCGAUUCAACCUCGUGGUCCGAUGGAUCGUGACGCAGAUCGUGCAGGCCAAGAACUCCUCCAAGCGAGAGGCCAUCAUCGCCAAGUGGAUCGACGUCGCCAACUACUUCCGCGAACUGAACAACUUCAACGGAGUCAACGAGGUGCUCGCCGCCAUGGGUUCCGCUGCCGUGCUGCGCCUCGAAUCCUUCAAGAAGAAAGAGAAUCAUCCGGUGCUACGCGAGCUGCGGGAGAUGCUGCAGCCGACGGGCAAUUACAAGGCCUUCCGCAAGGUGCUCAAGCAGGCCAACCCGCCCCUCGUACCCUUCGUGGGCUGCUUCCAGACCGACCUCGUCUUCAUCGAAGACGGCAACAAGAUCCUCCUCCCCAACGGACACACCCACUUUGCCAAGUGCUACAAGGUGGCGGCGGUGAUCCAGCAGAUCCAGCAGUACCAGCAGACGCCCUACAACCUGGCGGUGGUGCCCGCCAUCCGCGACUUCCUCCUCAACAUCAACCCUCUCACCGAGGAGGAGUGCUGGAACCUUUCCCUCGCCCUAAAGCCACUCGGCACGUGA
This is a messenger RNA of Acanthamoeba castellanii str. Neff, 873 nucleotides long. Its product is annotated as RasGEF domain containing protein. The record is from RefSeq and is a predicted model, not a curated record. Gene Ontology annotation, cellular component: plasma membrane. The transcript has 5 exons. NCBI's taxonomy places the organism in Eukaryota, Discosea, Longamoebia, Acanthamoebidae. Gene Ontology annotation, biological process: positive regulation of GTPase activity; Ras protein signal transduction. Gene Ontology annotation, molecular function: guanyl-nucleotide exchange factor activity. The coding region runs from base 1 to 873 and encodes 290 amino acids.